ACGAUCCUCCACUCCAAUCCAUCAUCAUCGUCCACGGGACCUUCAUUCCGAUCUGUGAGAUCUCUCUCUCUUCUUCUUCUUCUUCUUUUUUUUUCUUCAAUCUUAUCGCAUUGAUUCUGGAACGUGUAAUUCUCGUGGGCUUUGGGAUCAUUCAGGAUCAGACAUGGCUUUCCUUGUGACAUCCUUAAUAUUCGCUGUCGUGGGAAUCAUUGCUUCGAUUUUCACAAGGAUCUGCUUCAACCAAGGCCCCUCCACCAAUCUGCUACAUUUUACUUUGGUCAUUACAGCCACUGUCUGCUGUUGGAUGAUGUGGGCAAUUGUAUACAUUGCACAGAUGAAGCCUCUCAUUGUCCCUAUCCUGAGCGAGGUUGAGUAGAAACCAUCUGCUCCAACCAGGCAACCCAAUGCACGGAUUUGAUUGUCUGCUCGCUCUUCUGUGUAUACCUCUUCAAACAUAUUUUUUUUGUUAUCCCUAUCGUGGUGUGGAACGAACAAUACCUUUGCCUCUCUUCACUGUUAAAUCUUGUCUCAUUCAUUUUAUAUGACAGUCUGCAUCAUACUCAAAAGACUAUGCCAGAGAGUAUGUAUUAUUUGUUGAUGAAAUAAAAAUCUUUGGAGGAA
This is a messenger RNA of Brassica napus (rape), 621 nucleotides long. RefSeq names its product V-type proton ATPase subunit e2. The record is from RefSeq and is a predicted model, not a curated record. Gene Ontology annotation, molecular function: proton-transporting ATPase activity, rotational mechanism. The coding region runs from base 164 to 376 and encodes 70 amino acids. Gene Ontology annotation, cellular component: proton-transporting V-type ATPase, V0 domain. Gene Ontology annotation, biological process: proton transmembrane transport. The transcript is spliced from 3 exons. Lineage: Eukaryota; Viridiplantae; Streptophyta; Magnoliopsida; Brassicales; Brassicaceae.